AUGCCCCCCGAUAUACUUCAUUUUCGUCCUCUCUUAUCACCUCUAGUUCAAUUUUCACCUCCACUCAUAACUCGGGCACAAGAAAAUCAACCUUCUAUUCACAACUACUGGCAAGGAACAAAAGGGAUGAAUCUCACCAAAAAGAAACUCAUCCCUAUCCUAGUUUUGAUCCUUUCAGUCAUAUCACUACUCAGACUUUUGAGCCUGAGUGUCAAGACCUCACCUUCUACCCCUGGAAUUUUUGCUCUGUCUCCAGCUCCUCAACAAAGUUGUUCUCCACCUUUGUCCACCCAAAACAAAGUUGCAUCACAGGCACCUGGAUCCUCAGAGCAACCUAGAAGACCUCCCAACAACAACAACAACAACACCCUGACUGAGAAAGAAUUCGAAGUUCUAUCAGAUCUCAUUGCUCUUAAAUCCCCAUGCAACCUUCUCAUAUUUGGGUUUCAACCUCAGUACCUUAUCCUCUCUUCCAUGAAUGCAGCUGGUAACACCAUCUUUCUCGAGGAUGAUCCUGAUAAAGUAAGCAAGGUGAGAAUAAACUCCAACAGUACUCAAAUAUACAAGCUUGAGUAUAACAUGCCAGCAAAAGCUGCAUACAAACUGCUGAAGCACGCAAGGCAGAACCCAGAAUGUGCACCAAACCACAGAUUCCUUCAAAAAUCCAAAUGCAAGCUCGCAUUGAAAAAUUUGCCAUCACAAGUGUAUGAGAAGAAUUGGGAUGUCAUGGUGGUAGAUGGACCCAGCGGAGAUUCGCCAGAGUCACCAGGAAGGAUGGCAACCAUUUACACUGCAAGUGUACUAGCUAGAGCUGGGAAUGCUUCAGAUGUAGUAGUACAUGAUGUAGAUCGUAUGAUAGAGAAAUGGUUUUCUUGGGAGUUCCUGUGUGAUGAGAAUUUGUUGUAUUCUAAAGGGAAGUUAUGGCAUUUCAGAAUGAGAGGUCCCUCAAAUUCUACAGGGUUCUGCCCUGCUGGGAUAGCUAGACCCUGCCAAAAUGAGGAAGACAGUAGAGAACAUAUUCACUCCUCGCAAGCUCUCCUCUCUUCUCCCUCCCUUGCUCAAUCUUAUAUCUUUUUCCUAAAGCUGCUUUCACCUGUUUUGGAUUCAAAUUUACAAACUUCCCCUGACGUAUUUGAAGAGGAAAUGAGGUUUCCUGAAAAAAUGCAUCUCAACUCCUCAUUUGCUUCAAACCAUGGUGGAGGUGCUCUGAAAUGA
Messenger RNA from Abrus precatorius (Indian licorice), 1215 nucleotides. Its product is annotated as glucuronoxylan 4-O-methyltransferase 2-like. The record is from RefSeq and is a predicted model, not a curated record. Bases 1 to 1215 code for a protein of 404 amino acids. NCBI's taxonomy places the organism in Eukaryota, Viridiplantae, Streptophyta, Magnoliopsida, Fabales, Fabaceae. The transcript has 2 exons. Gene Ontology annotation, biological process: xylan biosynthetic process.